Messenger RNA from Bufo gargarizans (Asiatic toad), 5502 nucleotides. It is a transcript of the gene CMYA5, whose product is annotated as cardiomyopathy associated 5. Gene Ontology annotation, molecular function: protein binding. The transcript is spliced from 14 exons. The record is from RefSeq and is a predicted model, not a curated record. Bases 396 to 4370 code for a protein of 1324 amino acids. NCBI's taxonomy places the organism in Eukaryota, Metazoa, Chordata, Amphibia, Anura, Bufonidae.
UUCAAUUCUGCCCAUGACGCAUGCGCUCUACCUACUGUGAGUCCAAGCGUCAGUGUGUUUCUCAUUGAAAGUUCAUACAGAUGCAGACCAGAAAUCUUCCUGUGCUUGCGCACUGCCUUCGCUGUAGCGGGCAUAGGACUCUCAGGAGGUAGAGCACAUGCAUCAUGGGCACUUCAGAGAGGCGGUCUUGGACUCUUGGUGGGGACAGUCUUUGGAUCUUGGAGGAGGCAGUCUUGGGCUCUUUCAACAGAUUUUGAUGCCCCGCUGGACAUUUUGGACCUCAUUAGCAUACCAAUCAAAGUUCAUUUUAUGGAGUUCAGAAAUAAGUAUAAAGCUAACAAAGUUUUCAGGAAGCUGUAAAUACUGGGGAGGUGAAACCAAAGCUCCAAUGUCUUAUGUCAAAUCCAGCCUUCUCUAUGGUCACAGUUCAGUGUGAAGACAGCGGAAUACACUGGGAGACCACCUCAAGCCGAUGUUCUACACCAUGGGCCUCAGAAGCCAGCACAACCUCAGAUGUCUACAGCAUGGAAAGUUCAUCUGCUGGAACCCCUCCUGGCAAGGUUAUCUUUAUUAUGGAUGAGGACAAGCUACGGAGAAAGAGAGUCAGACCUUCAACAUCAGCAAAGUUUGCUCGCCAGUCAUCCCAUCAUAAAAAGAGUGCUGAAAAUCACAAAGCAUCUGCAGAUAACAUGGGGGAAUCUUUUAAGCAAGCCCUGGAAAAAGCCAAACUUCAUCUGUCCACCCACACAGAAGAAGCUGGCAGUGCUGAUUGUUCUGCAAAGGAUACUGAAAACCAUACGGGAGAAAAUCCUAAUGUACCAGGAAAGGACUCAAGUUCAGAAAAUAAACCACCAGAUGAGAGGACUUCUGCAGCUGAGCCCUCCAUCAUCUUACCAGACAAGGUAGCAGAAGAACCAACAUGUGCUGUUGCAGAGCCUGAUAAGACCCCCACACCAUCUGGAUUAAACAAUGACUGUAAAGGUUCAGCCAUGUGCCCAACAAAGAGUGUGCCAGAAAAGCAAACGGUGACAGAGACAGUGAAGCAACUUCCCCAGAAAAAUACCAUAAGUACCACAAAACCAAAGGGAUGUGUCCAUCAAUCAUUAGCUAAAAGUAGCACUGAAAUGAUAUCAAGUAAGCAUGAUAUCGACAGCUACCCACCAUAUGUCCUUGAAGAUUUAAGCACUGUUUUAGAAACCAUAAAUAAAUUAUGUAAUCCCCUAAAAGAUGAUUCACAAAAAAACACAAAUGACCCUCCUAACACGCAAUCAAACGUGUUCAGUAUUGUUUCAGAUGGGUCGGAAAUAUUAAACAUCUUGGCCCCGGAUCUUAUAUCUUCUGUAGACCAGGAGGCAAGCAAAGAAUUGGAAGAUAAACUAGAGUACUUGGAGGAAAACCCCUUACUUGUGCCCAAACUGGUCUGUACUGAGGAUGAAUCAUCACCUAUUACCUAUGAGGAAUCUGUCCAACAAGUUAAUGACACAGUAGAAGAAGAGAGUAUAAUUCCUGAAAAUAGACAAACAGAUAAAACUAUUAAUGAUAUAGAUUACUUUGAGAAAUUUACUUUAGUUGACAGCAAUGUACCGAUAGAGCCACUUUAUAAAAGGUUAAAUCAAGAACAGGAAGCAGUUAAAGAAGAACACCUUGGUCCUUCCAAAAGUGAAUCAUCCUCAGAUGAUGACUAUUACCUACUACAAAGUUUAGAUGAAUCAUUUUACGGUGUAUCUUUGGAUAGUGAUACCACCGUCUUACAACCAGAGGCUCAUAAUCCAGAAAAAUCAAUCACGAAAGAAGAUACAGAAAAGAAAGACAAGGACGUAAAGAAGACAAAUGGAGUAACCUUAUUUAGUUCCGAAGAAGGAGUACUGACCAAGUCAUUAUUUUUUCCAACUUCUUACCCAGUGAACCACGAACUCCUAGAAGAACCACCUGCCUUGGCUUUUCUUUAUGCAGAUCUUUAUGAGCAAGCCAGAGGAUGUAAAGCCAAAGAGGAACAUGACCCAUCAGAUGCAGAAAGUACUAGUUCUGACAAGACUUUCCAUAGCAGAAUUUCAGAUGAUGAUGGCACAGGAAUAUAUUUUGAAAAAUUUAAUCUUAAGGAUGAGAUUCCACCGGGAGGUGAGAAAUCAGAUGAAGAUGAAUUUUAUAGUGACGAAGGCAGCGAUGAGGAACAGUAUUUAAGUUAUGAAGCUUUGUCACAAGGGUCACUUGUUGAUAAAGAUACAAACCAGAAAGAAAUAUUUCUUGAAGACAAUAAAUCACCUUCACUUUAUGAUGAUGUAGAUCAUGUGCAAAAGAGAGAGAUUAAAACUUUGCACAAAGGCAAGGUCCAGCUGGAUGAUGAAGCUCAUUUGCUGAAUGAUGCCUGUAAAGAACAACCAACAGAUAAUGUCCCAGUAACAGUGACUACAGAAUGGAAAAAUCUAGGAGAUGAAGAAAAUACAGAGGACUUCGAUUAUGUCAUUGUGUCUCCAGAUGACCUUGAUGAAGAUGAUGUUUCCUUAAAGGAAAUAAUGUUUGAAGAUCAAGAAUCUUUGGAACAUGAGAGUGAUAUGUUUCUGGAUGCUGUACAAGUCACACCUGAACAUGAAGAAUCUGGUUUUGAGAUGGUGGAACAUGAAAAAAAAUCAGAAGACAUAUUAGAACCCCCACUAUCUGAGGACAGAAAGGCUCAGAUUGAUACAUAUUGCAACACAUGUAAAAUUCCAAUUGUUGCUAUUGAUAAGAUCUUUGGUGAUCACAAGAACCAUGAUGUCACUGCAUUAGACACCACAGUGAAUGAAAUGACGAGUAACCUGGAGAAUCUUCUGGAGAAAUUGCAGGAAAGUUCAUUGAAAACAGAAGAUUGUGUUACCAGAGUAGAGAAAUUGUUUAAUGAUGUUGAAAAAAACUGUUCAGAAGCUGAGAAAUCUUUGGUAGAUGACAAUGAAAAACUGGUCCAAAAAGUGAUUGACCAGCACAAACAGAAGAGAGAAUGUUUUGAGGAAGUGAAGAAGAUGAAGAUGGAUUACUUGUAUGAUCAGAUGGUCAGUUUCCAGCAGAGUGUUGAUUCAGCAAAGGAAAUUCUGGAGAAAGCCGCUAAAGAGAUUGAAGAGUUGGAUCCUGUCAUGUUUUUGAAUGCUCAUAAUGAUAUCAAUAGCAGGGUACUUAAAGCAAUCGAGAACACAGUAUCACUGGACAAGAUACCCAGCGCUUUCUCUCUCUUCGAUCAUAUUGCUGCAAAGUCUAAGGACGACCAGAAAACAGUCAAACAUUUGCCAGUCCCUCAGACACCAAAGUUAAAGCCUCAAGAGCAUAACACUGCAACCAGCACUUCCAUUACUGUGUAUUGGACAAUGAGCGAGGAAGACGUUAUUGACUGUUUUCAGGUGUAUUGCAUGGAGGAGCCUCAAGGGAAAGGGGAUGAGAAUGGUCUGCUGGAGGAAUACAGAGUCACAGUGAAGGAAAGUUUCUGCAUCUUGGAGGACCUUGAGGCAGAUAAAUGUUACAGUGUCUGGGUGAUGGCUGUAAAUUACACCGGCUGCAGCCUACCCAGCGACAAGUCAAUAUUCAGGACUGCUCCUUCUACCCCAGUGAUUAAAGCAGAGGAGUGUACAGUCUGCUGGGACACGGCCAUCAUCAGAUGGAGCACAUCACAUCUAGAGUCCACCGAGUCCUUUACACUGGAAUGGUGCAAGCAGUACUCAUCAGAGGGAGAAGGGCUCAGGUCUGUUGCUGGAAUCAAAGAUCAACAGCUGAGGGUCUCCCUACAACCAGGAGAGAACUACUUCUUCUACGUAAAAGCUGCUAACACAUUUGGGUCAAGUGAGCAAAGUGAAGCUGCUCUCAUAUCUACUAAAGGUACCAGAUUUCACUUACUAAGAGAUACCGCUCAUCCAGCCCUGGACUUGUCACUAGAUGGGACUGUGAUUAGUAUCGUCGAGCAGCGGGAGAUUGUGGGUAUUCCUUUAGUUCUUGGGGAGCUGCUGCCGGCUAAAGGACAGCAUUACUGGGAGAUGAUGGUUGCAGAAUGCAGUUCAUAUAGUGUUGGCGCAACAUUUCAUCCUUCUCCAGAAGAAUCUGCCACAACACAGGAUAGUACCUCAUGGUGUAUGCAGUGCUCCAGUUCAUAUACAAGCUUUUCUUACAGAUUCCUCCACAAUGAAAUAUGGAGUGAAGUUCAUUUAACGGAGCCUCCAGUGCGGGUGGGGGUUCUCCUAGACUACAGGAAGGGGAAACUGUCUUUCUACAAUGUCCAGAAGGGACAGUUGCUGUUCACCUUUAGGCACAGGUUUACAGAGGCGGCUCACCCCACAUUUGCCUUGGAGGCCCCAGGAGAGAUUCACCUUCAUACUGGAAUUGAACUGCCUCAUUUUACCAAACAGAGCUAGCACCCAACCCCCAGAGGUGUUCCGAAUUCUGCAAAGCCAUACAUCGUGUUUACUAGCCCCUGCUUGAUAGCAGAGUGACUGUGUGCGGGGAUGUUUGGGAGUAGUACAAAUACUGUUAAUAUUCUGAGUUUUACAAUUCUGGUUUUUAUGCAAUCAUGAUUUCUCAGGGGGUUGUUUGUAUUUUGGAUUGUUAUUUUUUUCAGUUUUAUGUAGGACAAGCCAGACAUUAUCAGUGAUGGUGGUAGGAUCAGGGAGACUAGUGGGUAGGAUUCUAUAGAGAAUUGCGAGUAGUCCAAAAUCAAUAAAGCCUUAGCAAAACUCUUUGAAGUUAUCCUGAGGAGAAGAUCAUUAACACUUAGCAAGGUUAAACUGAACUAGGAGGAAAUUCUGAAGGAACUCAAACUGAUAAACAAACUUUAUGAGAAAAGAGAUAUUUUCUGAAUAAUGAGGUAAGCUUAAAGGGAAUAUCCAUCUUUUAACACAAUAUUGCUUCAUUUUUCUUAUACAGCUCCAAAUCCCUCAAAAUUUCUGCAUAGAUAUCGAUGGAAAUUAUACCAUUCUGUCUACCUAAACACACAGAUGGGCACUCGCUGCGACCCCCGGGAUGAAUACUAACAAAAUAACUAGCGGUCAAAUGACCAAAAAAUCCCUUUAGGGGUCCUAAUCUAUAUGUAUAUAUAAAACUACAUCUUUUAUUGGGUUCUAUUUAAACAUGUAACAUAGAAUAUAGAAAAAAUGUGUGUGAUUAAAACGAUCGGGAAAUAGCCGGGGACAUUUAUUGUAAUGGCAGCAAUCGGGUCAGUGCUUUAUAUUGCAGCUCUGUGUUGUUAAUAAACGUUUUUUUAAAUGAGUUAUGUGUUAUAUUAUAUCAUCGUCUUCAUAUAUCAAUCCCAUUUUGUAAUAUAUUAACUAUUACACACUGGUCCUACAGUGUGUAAUGUAUAUUUUUUUGCUGCUGGCAGCAGCAAAAUAUUCUGGAAGCGAGAGCAGAUAGUAUAAAUCUACUGCAGUCAGGGCCGACGCCACCCAUAAGUAAGGUACGCCACCGCGUAGAGCGGCCUCUUGCUGGAGGCGCCGGCCCACGGCACCACCUCCUAGCUAAUUUAUUCACUUCACUUGCCUCUGUGUAAUC